This is a messenger RNA of Astyanax mexicanus (Mexican tetra), 1611 nucleotides long. RefSeq lists its product as uncharacterized. Bases 181 to 1611 code for a protein of 476 amino acids. The transcript has 4 exons. The record is from RefSeq and is a predicted model, not a curated record. NCBI's taxonomy places the organism in Eukaryota, Metazoa, Chordata, Actinopteri, Characiformes, Acestrorhamphidae.
CGCGCAUUUAGCAGCGAGGCUGCACGCGCACCUGGCAACCGGAGGGCGGAGACAGCGCGCGCUCCCCCGAGGAGCCCGAAGUUUCCGUGCAGCGCGAGGCGCGGGUCCGCAGCGCGAGCCGGGCUGUGAGCGUGCUGCAGGUGUGAGGUUCUGCAGGAGGAGAGGAGUGUGUGGAAGGAGAUGGAGAAGAGGAAGGACGCUGAGGAAGAGGAGGAGGAGGACAGUGGGGAUGAAGAGCAGCUGCAGCGCGUGCACCGCUCCCCCGAGCUUUACAUAGUGUCCAAGUUCAGCCUGGCGGCUUAUCUGAUCUGCUGGACCCUCCUCACACUGCUGCAGAGGCUGAGGAGCAGCAUGCCCGGACCACAGGUACAGGAAGCUCUUGAGGAGGCGCCGAGUGACCCAGGCAGAGCAGACGAGUGCCGAGAGUCUCGAGAGUCUGGAGGAUGGACAGAACGGACGGCAGAUGGCACUGUCUUGCGCCGUGACUCGUGGGACGGAGAGGACGGCUUUUCGUCUCUCGUAGAAGCGGAGCAUCUUUACACUGAAUGGCGUCUGGAGAACGGACUGGAGGCAGGAGACAGUCGAGCACAGAGCGAUGAGCAGAACCCCUACUGCGAGAGGGAGAGCGUGGACCAAACGAGGCAACCAGAGGAUGUAGAGGAACUUUCUGAGGAACGUACUGUUGUACAAAGCAAAGAGGACGUAGCUGACACAGGAAACUCUGACUCUAGAAGCUCGGAAACUUUAGAAACUCUAGAAACUCUCAAAACUUUUGAAAAAGAGAGUACAAGUCUUCAGAGCACAGAGGAACCAGGCGAAUUAACUAGUAAUCGCCUCCCUGGAUCUCAGAGUGAAGGAGUUUAUACAGAUUUAUACAAAGACUUUACAAGGUGCCCCAAUAAGGGCGACACAGAUACAGUGUCAGAGAUUCGUAGCACAGAAGCAGAAAGAAAGAAUUUACACAGCUUGGAUGUAUAUAGCACCGAUGAUAUAUGUGAAUGUAUCGACAAUAAGAAGGAAAGAUCAGGAGCACACAUAAAAAACAACAGUAUAGACGUAGAAAACAAAGAAAAAAAACAAGACUUCACUCAAAACAGAAAAGAGACGCAAACUACCCAACAUACACAUUCAGUAGACAACAGUAUAGAUGCCCACUGUGUAAAUCAAUCAACAGUUACCAGUACAAGUAACACAAAACACACUACAGCCUGCCAAUCUUGCCUUUUACCUAAUUUAAAAACCUACAACAUAGACACAGAGAAGUCUACAAAAGCACAGAAUACAAGUCAAAAAGCACAAACUACCCCAGAUUUCUGUCAAAAAAGCACAUUCAGCACAGUCUGUUCAACUGCAGACAAAAUAAACAAGCCUACUUUACAAAGCGGCAGCUGUGAAGACAGUCAAAGCAAACCCAACACUGAGACUCGUAGGCCGGAGGUCACAGGAAGAAGGUUUGGACCUCAAACAUGUGCCUCAGAGCAAGCAAUUGAAACAAGCUCUACUUCAGCAGAAACAAGCAUUAGCGAGAACGGAGACACUUCAUGUCUUCUUCUUAUUUGCACAACACGAGCCUCGCAUGACGUAGCAGGAUCACGGCGCACAGACUCUUGA